Trichoplusia ni (cabbage looper) is the source of this 1317-nucleotide messenger RNA. RefSeq names its product endoplasmic reticulum-Golgi intermediate compartment protein 3. Lineage: Eukaryota; Metazoa; Arthropoda; Insecta; Lepidoptera; Noctuidae. Gene Ontology annotation, cellular component: COPII-coated ER to Golgi transport vesicle; endoplasmic reticulum membrane; endoplasmic reticulum. Gene Ontology annotation, biological process: retrograde vesicle-mediated transport, Golgi to endoplasmic reticulum; endoplasmic reticulum to Golgi vesicle-mediated transport. Bases 135 to 1292 code for a protein of 385 amino acids. The transcript is spliced from 8 exons. The record is from RefSeq and is a predicted model, not a curated record.
GUAGAUUCCUUAUUUUGAGUCUGACAUGACAACCGAUUAAGGUUAUGUCAGUUGUUAUUAUUGUAAACGAAGUUGAGUUAAAACAAGUGUAAAGUGUUCAUAUUUUUGAAAUUGGAACUUUACUGAAAAGUAUAAUGUCAUCACAAUUAAUCGAUAAGUUUAAGCAGCUAGAUGCUUAUGCUAAAACAUUAGAAGAUUUUCGAAUAAAAACUGCCACCGGCGCAGCAAUAACUGUGACCGGCGGCCUAAUAAUGAUGUUAUUAUUCCUCUCAGAACUAUAUACUUACAUGUCGCCUAAUAUUUCGGAGGAAUUGUUUGUUGACACGUCAAGAGGGCAUAAACUCAGAAUUAAUAUAGAUAUUACCGUUCCUACUAUAUCAUGUAGUUAUUUAGUCCUUGAUGCUAUGGACUCAUCUGGGGAACAACAUUUACAAAUGGAACACAAUAUUCACAAGAGAAGAUUAGAUUUAAAUGGCAUUCCUAUAGAAGAACCAAAAAAAGAGGAAAUAGCAGUAUCCACUACCGUUAAACAAAAUAUAUCUGAUGUGGCAAUUAUAACAUGUGGGAGUUGCUAUGGUGCUGCAUUUAAUGAUUCUACAUGCUGUAACACUUGUGAGGAAGUAAAGGAAGCAUACAGAUUAAGAAGAUGGGCUUUGCCUGAUUUAGCCACAAUAGAGCAAUGUAAAAAUGAUGAUUCCAUUGAAAAAUCAAAUUUGGCUCUCAAGGAAGGUUGUCAAAUAUAUGGAUACAUGGAAGUCAACAGAGUUGGUGGUAGCUUCCAUAUAGCUCCAGGAAAAAGUUUCACAAUUAAUCAUGUACAUGUGCAUGAUGUACAACCAUAUUCUUCAUCAGUAUUUAAUACAACCCAUUAUAUUAAACAUUUGUCUUUUGGUACGGACAUUGAAGGUGCUAACACUGCACCUUUAGAUGGUGUGAAUGGUGUAGCUAAAGAAGGUGCUGUAAUGUUCCAGUACUAUUUGAAAAUAGUUCCAACAAUGUAUGUUAAGCUAGAUAAAACAGUACUACAUUCAAAUCAAUUUUCUGUCACAAGGCAUAAAAAAUCUGUGUCUAACAUUAAUGCAGAAUCUGGAAUGCCAGGAGCAUUUUUCAGUUAUGAGCUCUCACCCUUAAUGGUUAAAUAUACAGAAAAAGAAAGGUCCAUUGGUCAUUUUGCAACCAACAUCUGUGCUAUAAUAGGUGGAGUCUUUACGGUUGCAGGAAUUCUUGAUGCUCUCUUAUAUCACUCAAUUAAUGCUUUUCAUAAUAAAAUUGAGUUAGGUAAAGCUGGAUAAUUUAUAAUAGUUAUAAUGUCUUCAA